AUGUCAAGACAUUCCAAUGACGAUGGUCCUAAGCUGCGAGAGGAGACUGAUUUUGAAGAACUCUAUCCUGAACUGACCAAAGAUACCCUGAUUCCACUUAUUCUCCCGAGUUCAUCGAGCGAUGAUGAUGACCCUACCGAUAGACAAAAUGGGAUCGAAGACAAUAGUAGUCGACAUGGGGGUCAUACCAAGCAACUCAUAGUCAAUGGGACAGUUAGGUUGGAGCCUAUAAGCCUGCCCAGUCACAAUUACAGGUUCAAGAAAUGUAAGAUAUCCAUUGCACAGCUAAACCAAAGGAACUAUCUUCCAACGUCUAAAGUUGCAAGGAAGUCCAGAAGGGUCACACUACCAGCCAAAUUUGAGAAGGAAAAGGCACCAUAUUUUACUAAGUUUCAUGUAGGUACUUCGUUGGAAGAGAAGGAUCAUAAAUUGAUAAGUUCUCUUUGUCAAAUAUCUUCAAAUUUACAUGAUUUUAAGACGGAAUACGACAUGGAUGAACAAGACGAAUUGUAUCUAAAUUUUCUUAAUUCAGAAUACUGCCGUGAUCAGAUGCAUCAUCACGAAUUUGAAAUAGUUAUGAGCGUUUUGGAAACUGAAUGGCAUCAUUUGGAAAAACAAAUUCCGCCGAGGUCAAUAAGUUCCAAUGUCUCGGAAGCAGAUCAUCAAUCGCAUACCGCUAAGGUCCAUUUUGAACUUUAUGGAUCCGAUGAUGGUACUGGGACCUCUUUGGAUCAAAGAUGUGCUGUUUGUGGUGAUGCUGAUAGCGAUAGUUCCAACGUAAUUGUCUUCUGUGACGGUUGUGAUGUCGCCGUACAUCAAGAAUGCUAUGGUGUGGUUUUUAUUCCCGAGGGCCAAUGGUUAUGUCGUCGAUGCUUGGUAUCGAAGAAUCGUAAAGUAAAUUGUCUUUUCUGCCCCAGCCAUACUGGUGCAUUUAAGCAGUCAGAUACGGGUUCGUGGUCCCAUGUUGUGUGUGGACUUUGGAUUCCUGAAUUAUUCUUCGCUAACAUACACUACAUGGAACCCAUUGAAGGUAUUAAUCAUAUAAAUAAAUCAAGGUGGAAACUCGUGUGUUACAUAUGCAAGCAGAAAAUGGGAGCAUGCAUACAAUGCACUCAAAGAAAUUGCUUUAGUGCCUUUCACGUAACAUGCGCUAAAAGAGCUGGUCUCUAUAUGGAUUUUGGUGGGUCUUCCAUCGCUGAAAUUGCCACAAAUCAAUUUUAUCCUCCACACAUGUUACGAUCUUUCUGUGAUAGACACUCACCACCAGGUUGGCCUGAUUGUUCGGGUGGAAUUUUCAAGACAAGAAGGUAUUUCUCAGAUACAAAUGAUGUCGAGAUGCCCAAUAAAAUAACAGAGGCUACACCGCAAAAUCCUAUCAAUGCUACUACUAAGAACAAAUGGAAGACUAACCGGGGUACCCCAAUUGCUCCCAAUAUCUUUGCAGAGAAGGUAAAACAGAUUUUAACUUUUUUCCAAAUCCCAGGUUCUGCGCAAGCCGCUUAUCACAUAUGCAAGUACUGGUCAAUGAAAAGAGAAUUAAAAAGGGGAGCUCCACUCGUGCGUAGGUUUGAUCCAAGCUCUUAUAACAUGCUAGAUGUAGAACAACUGAAAGAAAGAAUCCAAGUAACGGAUAUAUUAUUGGAGGAUUUGUCAAAACUCCAAAAUUUAUGCAACUUGGUGAAAAGACGUACAGUGACUUACAACAACAAACGUGUUGCUGAACGGAGCAUCCGCAAUAAAAUUGAGCACACUGAAGGUUAUAUGAUUCAGUCCAUAAUAUUAGACAAAUUUGUGAAUUCAGAUCAUUUCAAAGCAUUACAAAGGGCCAUAUCUAAUGAAGAAACACUUUCUGAUCUUCUACAAUUCAAAGAUUAUAAAUGUAAAAACCUGGACACUUUAAUGAAGGACCUCUAUCAAUUUUUGGAUUCAUUAGAAAAUUGUUCUAAAUCAACAAGAGCUCUUUCUACUAAUUUAAGGAAAGCUCGGGAUUACUUGGACAAUUUGAUUAAGCACUACAAAGAGUUCGAUGUCAACGAAUUGUUACACCAAGACUUUUACAUUAAUGAUAAGGAUGUUGUAAAAUCCAAAGAAAGAAAUUGGAAGGCAACUUAUUAUCAAGAACUGGAGGAUAUUAGUGAUGUUGAAGAACUUUCUGAAGACUGUAAAAGAACUCUUGAAAUUGAAUUUUUGGACAAAUAA
Molecule: messenger RNA, 2199 nt
Organism: Zygosaccharomyces rouxii
Lineage: Eukaryota; Fungi; Ascomycota; Saccharomycetes; Saccharomycetales; Saccharomycetaceae
Gene: NTO1
Product: Nto1p
Exons: 1
Coding region: 1-2199 (732 amino acids)
Biological process (GO): regulation of transcription by RNA polymerase II
Source: RefSeq, a predicted model, not a curated record